Colletotrichum karsti is the source of this 1476-nucleotide messenger RNA. RefSeq lists its product as uncharacterized. Gene Ontology annotation, cellular component: AP-1 adaptor complex; nucleus. NCBI's taxonomy places the organism in Eukaryota, Fungi, Ascomycota, Sordariomycetes, Glomerellales, Glomerellaceae. Bases 1 to 1476 code for a protein of 491 amino acids. The transcript is spliced from 5 exons. The record is from RefSeq and is a predicted model, not a curated record. Gene Ontology annotation, molecular function: RNA polymerase III core binding; clathrin-cargo adaptor activity. Gene Ontology annotation, biological process: vesicle-mediated transport; negative regulation of transcription by RNA polymerase III.
AUGGCCAUCCAGUAUGCUUCCUCAUCGCCCUCCUACCUCAUCCUCCUCUCCCGUCAGGGCAAAGUGCGCCUGGCAAAGUGGUUCACCACCCUAUCGCCUAAGGAGAAGGCCAAGAUUGUCAAGGAUGUCUCCCAGCUGGUUCUCGCACGCCGAACCCGCAUGUGCAACUUCCUGGAGUAUAAGGACUCCAAGAUCGUCUAUCGCCGAUAUGCAUCGCUCUUCUUCAUCGCCGGAUGCGCCUCGGAAGACAACGAGUUGAUCACCCUUGAGAUCAUCCACCGCUACGUUGAGCAAAUGGACAAGUACUACGGAAACGUGUGCGAGCUGGAUAUCAUCUUCUCCUUCACCAAGGCAUACUACAUCCUGGACGAGCUGUUGUUGGCCGGAGAGCUGCAGGAGAGCAGUAAAAAGAAUGUGUUGCGCUGUAUAUCGCAACAGGACUCGCUCGAGGAUAUGGAGUACCUACCACUUCAAGAUUUCGACGCCGUCACUGGCGCUCUCAACUUCAACACCCCCGAUUGCAAUGUUACCGGCGGCUGCGAUCUAUACACCACGAAGUCGACCGGAUCCGAUAAGAAGCUCUACAAGAAUAUCGACAAGGACCUGAACUCGCAACAUGCGGCGCUGCUCAAGCUGGGUGCCAGCUUGUCACCGCCGGAUCGCGAGGCCAUGCUGGCGACGUCACCAAACAUGCAAAUGUUCUCACACUCGAGCGCGUUUGGUCCUCUGUCCGAACUGUCAAGUCGUCGCACCUUCGCUUAUCUCAUUGCAACGCUGAACGCAAGUCACCAACAUUACGACUUCUCCCACGUUUUGAGACCAGGCGACUUCAAAAAGGAGAGAAAUCUGCGACGCGUCAUGGGAAACCUGGACUCGAUCUUGCAGAAUGUGCGACCACAUGUUGAAGCUCAUCCGGUCGAGCAGGCCACCUCUUCAGAGACCAAGGCGGUCUGGGGCCCACAAUGCUGGGCCAAGAUCGAUAAUGAGAUGCGCCUCAACGAGUGCACAAUUUUCAGCUACAACCCGGAUGUCGACCCCUUUGAGGAGGACGAGUCGGCCAUCUGGGCGGCGCACUACUUCUUCUUCAACCGCGCCUUGAAGCGUGUCGCCUAUCUUUACGUGCGCGUCGUCCCCGUCGUCUCAUCACAAUCACCGCGCCUGCAACCGGCGCUCCCGGGCUCCUUCAAGCGGCCGCGGAGCACUCAGUUUGAUGCACUGGGUGCGAACAAGCGCGCCAAGUACUGGCUUGGCGACCGCGAUGCUGAGAUCAUUGCCCCUUAUGAGGACGAUGAAGAGCAAAGCGACGGCUUCCUCUGGAACCGAGGAGCCGACGGUGAUUUGGUCCCCUUUUCCGACGACGACUACACAGAGGAGCGCUUCUUCUACGAUGAAGACGAUGACGAGGAGAGCAUUUCCGACCGGAAGAGCCCAGUACGGCGCAUGAGCGAGGACGUCGUGGCCCACAUGGAGAUCUAA